AUGCCUGUUGAAGCGAUUACCUCGUACGAACAAUUCAAAGAGCUUAUCGAUGGUGAUAAGCCCGUUGUGAUUGAUUUCUGGGCAACAUGGUGUGGACCUUGCAGAGUGAUAUCCCCUAUUUUUGAGAAACUCUCGGGACUAGACAGCUUCGAAAAUAUCGGAUUUUAUAAAGUUGAUGUCGAUCAACAAGAGCAAAUUGCCCAGGAAGUUGGCAUUAAGGCAAUGCCAACCUUCGCAGUUUUUCACAAGGGUAACAAAGUUAAUGAGCUGGUGGGGGCCGACCCUAGAAAGUUGCAAUCCUUGGUUGAAGGCACAGCUUGUCUCUAA
This is a messenger RNA of Aspergillus bombycis, 327 nucleotides long. Its product is annotated as thioredoxin family protein. The record is from RefSeq and is a predicted model, not a curated record. Gene Ontology annotation, molecular function: protein-disulfide reductase activity. The transcript has 2 exons. NCBI's taxonomy places the organism in Eukaryota, Fungi, Ascomycota, Eurotiomycetes, Eurotiales, Aspergillaceae. Bases 1 to 327 code for a protein of 108 amino acids.